CCUUCGCGGCUUCGCCUGAUCGCCUACGCCGCUUCGUCCUGAUUCUGAUUCUCUGGUGCUCCCAAGAAGAAAGUCAGGGAAUGAAGGACCGCCACCUCUCGCUGAACCAGACCCAGCGGGUCCGCCUCGAGGCCGCGCUUCAAGAGCUCCAGUCCGUUGCGCCCGCCGCCGUGUCCGCCGCCGCCGUCACCGUCGCGGACACCAUUCCCGUCAAUCAAGAGGACAACAUCCUCAAGGGGCAUGGGACGUCGGACCAGGACGGGGAGGUGGUUGCGACGCUCUGCGGGGUGGUGGAGCGGGUCAACAAGCUGGUCUACGUCCGCACUCUUCGCGCGAGAUACAAGCCGGAGGUUGGUGAUAUCAUAGUUGGCCGUGUGAUUGAGAUUGCUCCUAAGCGAUGGAGGUUGGAGAUAAAUUUUAGCCAAGAUGCUGUUCUGAUGCUUUCAUCUAUGAACUUGCCUGAUGGUAUUCAGAGAAGGAGAACUGCUGUUGAUGAACUUAAUAUGCGGAGUAUCUUUGAAGAAAAUGAUGUUAUCUGUGCUGAAGUUCGAGGCUUCCAACAUGAUGGAUCUCUGCACCUACAGGCAAGGAGUGAAAAGUAUGGAAAGCUGGAGAGGGGUCAAUUGCUGAUGGUAGCUCCAUAUUUGGUUAAACGAAAGAAGCAGCAUUUUCAUCAUCUUGAAAAGUACAAUGUCGACUUGAUUCUUGGUUGCAAUGGAUUCAUCUGGGCUGGUGAGCAUGUUGUGGUGGGUGAAAAACCAAAAACGACAGGAGGUCAGCAGGGGUUCAGCACUGAAGCUGAGAAUUUCACCCCAUUAGAGACAAGGAAGCAUAUUUGCCGGCUUGCCAAUUCUGUACGUGUGCUCUCAGCCCUAGGAUUCACUCUGACCGUCGAACUGAUAAUCGAAACCAUGGAAGCAAGUGCGUCAUCAAAUGUAGAGAUAAAUGACAUGCUCGGGGCUGAGUUUUACGUCCAGACAGCAGAGAGGGAGGCUAAGCGCCGGGCUGAUCUGUUGAGAAAGAAGAAUGACGCAAGGUGAGUAGGUAGCGCCCUCGUCAUUGCUGAUUGGGGCUGCCUGAUUUGCGGAGAACAGAGCCUGACACGUUGCGUUGCUCCAUCCGCAUGAGAUCUGUAGCAGUGCCAUAAUACUUAUCUGAUGGUAUCUAAGGCAAAAUUAGUUAACAUGUUCUAUGUACACCUUUACGGGUAGCAAUUAGCAAAGAUGUAAGGGGUUCUCUCUGCUCUGAUGCUGUACAUGCAUUUGAUCAUGGUGUCUGGUGCCGGCAGUGUUGUGCCUGGCAGGUCCGCAGGUCUUUGAUCCGUUCGUUGCUGAAGUCGAUGCACUUCUGAGUUGAAAAACUGGACGUUCUUCCUAUUGAAUAUUCCAGUAACAUGAAUUAUGUUGCC
Molecule: messenger RNA, 1408 nt
Organism: Zea mays
Lineage: Eukaryota; Viridiplantae; Streptophyta; Magnoliopsida; Poales; Poaceae
Exons: 7
Coding region: 81-1040 (319 amino acids)
Biological process (GO): nuclear-transcribed mRNA catabolic process, deadenylation-dependent decay; exonucleolytic trimming to generate mature 3'-end of 5.8S rRNA from tricistronic rRNA transcript (SSU-rRNA, 5.8S rRNA, LSU-rRNA); U4 snRNA 3'-end processing
Cellular component (GO): nuclear exosome (RNase complex); cytoplasmic exosome (RNase complex)
Molecular function (GO): RNA binding
Source: RefSeq, marked validated